AAAAACGCUUAUAGGCGCUUACUCGCUAAAAUAUGGCUUUAGAAUCCCUCUGCUGUCACAAAGAUUGCAAAUGACACAUAACCUCAAAGUCAGAUGGUACUCCUAACCUCAACUUGUUGUUUGUUGUUUAUGUAAACAGAGUUGAAGCAAGUAAUUCGUAUUUUGUGUAAAAUCUUUACCCUUUAUAAACUAUUAAUGAAACCCUAAAUAUCCAGCAAUGCCACCUACUAAUACGUACAUGGAUUUUGAUCAUAUCCGUCGUGAAUUCAAGGAAACCCUUAAGGUUGCCUUUAAGAACGAUAAUAUCACCUUAUUGGAAAACAAAGUUGCUUCUUUUAAAAACACCGAGUUGGAUAUUAAGACCCCUCUGGACCAGGCGUUUAGAGAUCUAUUGCUCGACUUGCUCACUGAAGAAGUUCAAGUUACAGUUUUAAAAAUGUUUGUAGAUCUUUCCAUAAAAACUUGCAGGAUGGGUUUGACUUCACCUACAAUGCCAGUGGUUCUUUUAGGAGAUAUUUUUGAUACACUUACCUUGGAUAUAUGCCAAGAUCUAUUUAGUUUUGUGGAAGACAAUGUUCACAUAUGGAAAGAGGAACUAUUUUUUGCAGGAUGUAAAAAUAAUCUGCUCCGACUGUGUAAUGAUUUACUCAGGAGAUUGUCUCGUACAACUGCAACAGUUUUUUGCGGGAAAAUCCUACUCUUCUUAGCCAGAUUUUUUCCUUUCUCUGAAAGAUCUGGUCUCAAUAUUGUAAGUGAGUUUAACUUGGAAAACACUACAGAGUAUGGCACUGACACUAGUGAUGAUAUUGUGGCAGAAAUUGUCACUGGAGAUCAAAAGCAUGUCAUAGAUUUCUCAUUUUAUUGUAAAUUUUGGCAGCUGCAAGAUUUUUUUAGGAAUCCUAACCAGUGUUAUGAUAAGGUUCAGUGGAAAGUGUUUUGCUCUCAUUCCAUGAAUAUUUUAAGCACAUUUCAUGGUAUUAAAUUAGACUAUUUAAAAGAUUCAGAGCAGACAUCCAAUGUUGGUUAUUUUGCAAAAUACCUCACUAGCCAGAAACUUUUGGAUUUACAAUUGCAUGAUGUUAGCUUCAGAAGAUCAGUUCUUUUGCAGUUCCUAAUAGUUUUCCAGUAUUUAACUUCUUCUGUUAAGUUUAAGUCAGAUAGUUUUGAACUAAAACCAGACCAGAAGGAGUGGAUUCAAACCUCCACAGAGAAAGUUUAUAGUCUGUUAAGGGAAACCCCUCCAGAUGGAGCUAAUUUCGCUAAAAUCAUUAAAAACAUUCUGAAGAGAGAAGAAUUGUGGAACUCUUGGAAAAAUGAUGGUUGUCCAGAAAUUAAAAAAUUCUUACCACAAAAUGACCCAGUGGAAAUUCCUAAAGCCAAGAAAACUGAACCUUUGGUGGGAGAUCUCAUAAAAGCAGCAAGAAACGAAGGAAAAUUCUAUAUGGGAAGCAAAGAACUUACAAAACUCUGGAAUAAAAACCCUAUCAAUCUGGAAGCAUGCAAAGGCAAAGACUUUCUCCCGACUAUGGAUGAGUUUUUUGGAGAGGCAAUUGCCCAAUUCGAAUCGGGUGUACCAGUUAAGGAUGAGGAUAAUUUGCUAAAAGAUGGCCAUUUUGGAUGGAGAGCUCUAAGACUACUUGCAAGACGAAGUCCAUAUUUUUUCUCGCUUAACACCCAAAACCACCCCCUUCCCAAGUAUCUGGAGCUGAUGGUACACAAAAUGGCCCACGAAAAACCAGGUAGAAACGACGAGAAUAGCCAGGAAGCCACAAAUGAGCAAGAAAUUGAAGAAAAUAUCCUCACGGAAGCGGAAGAUCAGAAUACUGAAGAUUUCCACAAGCCUAGUGAAGAGUUUGUAGAAGAAAACAACACCUCGAGGCAAGAAACCAAGAACAUUAGUGACGAAAGACUGUUACUUAUUAUAGAGAAGAUUGCGCCCGAUUGGGAAAAGUUGGGCACUAAAUUAGGUUAUAAAUCCGAUGAGAUCGAAUGGUUCAAAAACGAAAAUCCGAUAAGGUUCGAUCAAGCGAGGCACAUGAUGAAACUCUGGUUCGAAGACGACGAGGACGCCAAUUUGGAUAAUCUUCUCUACAUUUUAGAGGGUCUCGAAAUGAAUGAGGCCGCAGAGGCUGUGCGGAGCGAAUUAAACACAACAGAGAGUUAAAAACUAUUUUAUUUUUUUUUACGCUGUAGAAUAGGUUUUAGUUCUUUAAACUAAGACAUAUUGUGAAGUGGUUUUGCAGCACCUGUUAUUAUGGUUUUUGGAUCAAUUUGUAUAAUAAAUAAAUCAUUGUAAUAAA
Messenger RNA from Anthonomus grandis grandis, 2300 nucleotides. It is a transcript of the gene Hpr1, whose product is annotated as THO complex subunit 1. The record is from RefSeq and is a predicted model, not a curated record. The coding region runs from base 218 to 2164 and encodes 648 amino acids. Gene Ontology annotation, molecular function: protein binding. Lineage: Eukaryota; Metazoa; Arthropoda; Insecta; Coleoptera; Curculionidae. Gene Ontology annotation, biological process: regulation of DNA-templated transcription elongation; mRNA export from nucleus; signal transduction. The transcript is spliced from 11 exons. Gene Ontology annotation, cellular component: THO complex part of transcription export complex.